Molecule: messenger RNA, 1283 nt
Organism: Mucor mucedo
Lineage: Eukaryota; Fungi; Mucoromycota; Mucoromycetes; Mucorales; Mucoraceae
Product: Endonuclease/exonuclease/phosphatase
Exons: 5
Coding region: 86-1243 (385 amino acids)
Molecular function (GO): 3'-5'-RNA exonuclease activity
Source: RefSeq, a predicted model, not a curated record
UUUUUUUUUUCUCUUAUAUAUUUUGUUUUUUUUUCUGCCAUAUUUUGCCUUCUUCAGUUUCUCAACAUAAAAAAACAAGAAAAAAAUGGAAGUUGAAAAUGGUUCAAGCAAUAGAGCAGCAGCCUUAAACUUAAUGACGUUCAACAUUCGUCAUGACCAUCACGACGAUUCACCCACAAGUCCAUUUGCAACUCCACCAGUCAGAGAUGACGCCUCUAACGUCACUUUGUUUGGAGGAGAACAGCCUUGGUCUAUUAGAAAAUGGAAGGUUGUGGAUACAAUUCUUCUAUAUUCCCCUGAUGUUUUGGCCUUACAAGAACCUGUGUAUCACCAACUACAAGAUCUUGAAGCUUUAAUCGGGGAUGAGUAUGAAUGGAUUGGUGCUGGCAGAAAUGAUGGGGAUAAACAAGGUGAAUUCUCAGCCGUGUUUUACAAGAGGCAGAUUUUGACAGUUGAUUCGUGGAAAACGAUCUGGUUAUCAGAGGAGCCGGAGGUAGCUGGCAGUAAGGGAUGGGACGCAAGACAUCCUCGUACGGCCACUCAAGUAACUUUUACAAGAACAGCUGAUGACGCUAAAUUUACAGUAUUCAAUGCUCACUUGGACCAUAAAGGGCUUGAAUCAAGAGAAGAAGCAUCCAAAUUAAUUCUCAAUAGAGCAAGAGAAGCAGGCGAUUUGGGCGCUGUCUUUUUGUUAGGUGAUUUAAAUUCGACGGAAUCGGACCCUGCUUAUCUUACCUUGACAGGAUCAAAGUAUGAACAUUCAAAAGGCUCAAAUGAUACGCUUGCUAAUCUUCAAGAAUUGAAUAAUACAUGUGCAUCUGCUUAUACGAACAAGACUGGCAUACCAACAAGUACAGAAGAAGGAAAUAUUCAUUUACCAACUCAUAGGGUCAUAAGACCAGGUCAAAUUCUUGCCAAUUUGAAGAAACAAAAAGAAGAGCAGGAAGAGCAAGAAAAGGCCGAAAAAUUCUUUCUUGAUGCACAAUAUGCAUUAAAGACUCGUCUCAACACUAAAGGAGAACAAGGGACAUUAUCUGGUCCUUUCGGAUUUAGGGACACGUUCACUAGUUUUGGUUCUGGUGAUGAAUUUAAACGUGCUCCUAUCCGUAUUGACUUUAUUAUGGCUCUUGAAAGUAACGUUACAAAAGUCAAGGUACUUUUACUUGCCGUCUUACCCAACCAAUUUGACGAUGGGCUUAUCAUCAGCGAUCACCGCCCUGUGCUUGCUAAGGUUACAUGGUAGUUAUUUUGUAUUUAUAAUAAAGCAUUUAUUAAAAUAAUGA